Molecule: messenger RNA, 2735 nt
Organism: Parnassius mnemosyne (clouded apollo)
Lineage: Eukaryota; Metazoa; Arthropoda; Insecta; Lepidoptera; Papilionidae
Source: the annotation of a GenBank genome assembly
GAUUCUUUAUUAAGGACAGAUGUAGAUGUCUAUGGGUCACAGCGACCAUUUACCAUCGUGUGGACUGUGUGCUCGUUUGUCAUCCUAUCCUAUAAAAAUUAAAAUGAAAAGAUGAGCGCAUUGCAUCAUUAAAUCUUCAUCAUUACAGCCUUCACAAUUCCACUGCUGAACUUAGGUCUCACCCACGGAAUGCCACAAAGCACAGGAAUCCAUCGCCUUCCUGCAUUUCUUACCAGGUCAUCAUUCCAUCUAAUGGAGGGCCGCCCUACACUUUGACUACUGGUACGAGGCUGCCACUCGUAAAACUUCCUCAUUCAUUGUCAUUUCUUCGAGCUAUAUGGCCGGAAUUUCAAAUUUCAAAGAAUUAAUUCAGCAUUUGAAACCAUGAUGUUGAAAGUAACUACAACAGAAGUGAGACGACGGGCCCGUGCUUGUGUUAGGAAUUGCAUCAAUUAUUUUGAGCAUCAACAAAUAAAUAAUUAGAAUUUUUAUUAGUCUGCCUAAAAAUUUAAAUUUUCUAUUUCAAUCUGGUUUUAGGGGACAAUUGAAAAAUUUGUAACAAAUGCGUGUAAGUUAUACCUCAAAUGAAAGAGUAAUAACCAAGCAUGUUUUCAAAAAAGUUUCUAACAAUAAAUUAAAGUACCAUCAGUUUUUUUUAACGUAGUGUCAAAAAUGUUUAUUAUUUAAAAUGUUAAUUAUGUUUCUUUAAAUCGUAGAAAAUUUUCGUGAACUUAGUGUCUGUACAAAAAUAUGUAUAGUGAUGACACAGAUGCUGAGACUAUGUUUUCUUAGAUUUCUUUUCAUUACUUAAUGAAAAAAAAAAACAGACGUUAACUAAAUUGGCAAUUAUUAGCAAUUAACUGUAAAAUUUUUAGUUUUAUCACCAAAAACAAAAAGUAUCUAAAGUCAGACUGUCUAAAAUAACUAUGGCCUAAAUGAUCUUCUCCAAUCAACAAGUCAAUCUUCCAAUCAUUCUGUAUAAUGCUUGUCCCGUGUGCGAUUCGAAGCAUCUAUUAUUAGAUUAAUGUAGGUAAUUGUAACAUGGUGAGAAGAACGUCAUCAUUAUCAUUCGAAUUUAGUUUCUCUACCAUUCUUUCCCUCCAAAAAUGAAUAUGAGAGACAUUAUUAAAAGUAAAAUACUUUAUAUCUAGCAACAUUGUAUAACUAUGUAAUUUUAUAAUUUUUCUAUUUCUUCCUGGUUGACUGAUAGAGAAUGCGUUUAAGGUGUCUUACAAUAAAAAGUUUUACUUAUAAUAAAUUAAAUGUUCAAUUCGUGUGUAUUUCAGAACCAUACAUCAUACCGACAAAUCAUUUUUCAAAAGCGUCUGAGAGCAAGAUUAAAUCAAAUUCUACUGAUUGUAACAUAAACGAUGUUCGUAAAGAAAACCUCGAUUUAGAAAGCCCUACUAUUAAAUCAAAGCCUAAAGUCAAAAAAGAUAAUCAACCAAUUAAUAAAAAAGGAAAGCGUCCUGCAAAGAUUAUGAAAAAGAAAAUAUUGAAACAAAAGAGUGUAAAUAUACUUACGAAAAAAACGUCAGGGGCAUCAACAAAAUACAAUUUUGAAUGUGAUGGUUCUAGCAAAAAAUUUUCAACAAAAGACAUUCUCGCCAAACACAUUUCAUACAGUCAUAACACGCAAAAGAACUCAGUCACCACUGCAGUUCGGACACAAGUUGAACAAACUCCAGUACCACAACUAACGGAAACAUUUAAUUGUGAUAUUUGCGAAUUUAAAACAUCUCAAAAACGUUGCAUUUUGGCACAUCUUAACGCGCACGUCGCUGAACAAGUGUACUGUUGUAAUAAUUGUGAUUAUAAAUGUGUUAGAAAAGAUCGUUUGCAAACACAUAUGAAAAUACAUACUGGGGAAAAACAUUUUUGGUGUCAUAUCUGUAAAUAUCAAUGUAUUCACAAAAGUAGUUUGCAAACACAUAUGAGAAUACAUACUGGAGAAAAACCUUUUUCGUGUCAUAUCUGUAAAUAUCAAUGUAUUCAAAAAAGUAGUUUGCAAACACAUAUGAAAAUACAUACUGGAGAAAAACCUUUUUCGUGUCAUAUCUGUAAAUAUCAAUGUAUUCGAAAAAGUAAUUUGCAAGCACAUAUGAAAAUACAUACUGGAGAAAAACCUUUUUCAUGUAAUAUCUGUGACUAUAAAUGUAUUCGUAAAUGUCAUUUGCAAAGGCAUAUGAAAACACAUACUUGAGCAGAACCUUUUUUGUGAGAGAUCUGGUAAAAUAUGUGCAAUAUUAUGUAAACGUGUUUUAUAUAAAUAUAAAAGUAUACUAGAUAAAAAUCCAUUUGUCAUGAGUUCCUUAUGUAACUGUAGAAUGAGUAGAAAAACAUUUCCGUAUCAUAUGUGCUAAUUGAAACUGCAUUUAUUCUGGAAAAGCUAAUUCAAAAACCAAAGAAGCAAUCAAGUGAAAUCGACCAGACCUUCAUGAUUUUUUUUUAAAUUUUAUUUAAAUCAUACUAGUUUGUUUUUAUUUAUUCGUUUCGACAUUUAUCUUUACCGUUACAGCCUAUAAAAGUCCGCUGCUGAAUAUAGGCCUCCCCCGCGGAUUGGCUCAUAGGGGGGAUAUUUGCCAUAGUUGCCUCCGUCCUCCGUUAUUUCCUCCGUCGCCUAGAUAUAGUAUAUAGAUAUAGAUAUAAGAAUAUCCACUAGCCCUUAUCAUCCCGUGUGUGUCUUAGAGGCGACAGAAAGAAACAAAUCAGAAGACGUGCCGCACCGUAUUCCU